Molecule: messenger RNA, 5993 nt
Organism: Schistocerca nitens (vagrant locust)
Lineage: Eukaryota; Metazoa; Arthropoda; Insecta; Orthoptera; Acrididae
Gene: Trpm
Product: transient receptor potential cation channel trpm
Exons: 18
Coding region: 1-5079 (1692 amino acids)
Biological process (GO): monoatomic cation transmembrane transport; protein tetramerization
Cellular component (GO): membrane
Molecular function (GO): monoatomic cation channel activity
Source: RefSeq, a predicted model, not a curated record
AUGGCGAUGGCCGUGGGAUCAACCAGACCUCCGAGACUGACUCACCGCUACCGCCACCAGCCUCAGACUGUUACAGCAGCCAGCAUCUGGUCAGACAGAUGCUGCUGCGGCCAGACUCUGACCUACCACUGCGGCAAGGGCAUCGACGUCGAGGCAGCGACGACAGGAGUGGUGGAAGAGCCGUGGAGUCCAGCCAAGCAUACCCAAGCCUCACCUACCAAUGCCUAUGGAACUAUUGAGUUCCAAGGUGGUCCUCAUCCGAGCAAAGCACAGUACGUGCGCCUCGCAUACGACACAAGACCUGAGCUGAUAGUGCAAUUAUUCACUCGUGAAUGGAGUCUUGAGUUGCCAAAGCUGCUGAUCACGGUACAAGGUGGUAAGGCUAACUUUGAACUGCAGCCAAAGCUAAAGAAAGUUCUGAGAAAGGGACUUCUAAAAGCAGCGAAGACAACUGGUGCGUGGAUAUUCACUGGUGGUACAAAUACUGGUGUUACAAGACAGGUUGGUGAUGCACUGUUGUUGGAAAGGUCUCAACGUAGUGGUCGUGUCAUCAGCAUUGGCAUUGCCCCAUGGGGAAUUGUUGAAAAUAACCAUGAACUCAUUGGGCAUAACAGGGAUGUACCAUAUCACUCUAUUUCUUCACCCAGGUCAAAACUGGCUGUUCUCAAUAGCCGCCAUGCAUAUUUUCUUCUGGUUGAUAAUGGAAUAACUGGAAAAUAUGGUGCUGAAAUAAUACUCAGGAGAAAGCUUGAAAAAUAUAUAUCUAUUCAAAAGCUUCAUCCAGGUACACACUGUAGCACACCAGUGGUAUGUUUAGUAAUUGAAGGUGGAACAAACACAAUAAGAGCGGUUCUGGAAUAUGUCACAGACAAUCCACCAGUACCUGUGGUUGUGUGUGAUGGCUCUGGUCGUGCAGCUGAUCUCCUAGCAUUUAUGCAUAAGUAUGCCUCUGAAAAUGGAGAAGCAUCAGUCCUGGAAAACAUGAAAGAGUAUCUUAUUACAACAAUCCAGAAAACAUUUGAAGUCAGCCUAGAACAAGCAGAAUGCCUGUAUUCUGAACUUUUACAGUGCAGUAGAAAAAAGAAUUUGAUCACAGUUUUUCGGAUCACAGAUCGUCCAGAAGGCAAAUCCCAGGAACUUGAUCAAACAAUUCUUACUGCUCUUUUUAAGAGCCAACAUUUAUCUCCUUCAGAGCAAUUAAGUCUUGCUCUUACAUGGAAUCGUGUGGACAUUGCACGUUCAGAAAUAUUUGUUUAUGGCCAAGAGUGGCCUCCUGGUGCCCUUGAAGAAGCCAUGAUGCAAGCUUUGGAACAUGAUCGCAUAGAUUUCGUUAAACUCCUCCUCGAAAAUGGUGUUAGUAUGAGGAAGUUUCUUUCCAUACCUCGUCUUGAAGAGCUUUACAAUACAAAACAAGGUCCUACGAAUACCUUGGGCUACAUAUUGCGUGAUGUUCGACCUCACAUUCCUCGGGGCUAUGUUUACACAUUACACGAUAUUGGAUUAGUUAUAAACAAAUUGAUGGGUGGAGCUUACAGGUCUUACUACACUAGAAGAAAAUUUCGCUUGAUAUAUGCAAAAGUUAUGAAGAAGUCACCACAUGUGCACAGAAACAGUGCUUCAUUCAUACGUUAUUAUGGAAACACAAAUCUGACUCUCAGCUUGCUUGCUGAGACACUGCCAGCCACAAAAGAAACAGCCCUCUUUGAUUACCCAUUUAAUGAACUGCUGACAUGGGCUGUGUUAACCAAGCGACAGCAGAUGGCUUUGCUCAUGUGGCAGCAUGGUGAAGAAGCAUUAGCCAAAGCUUUAGUAGCUUGUAAACUGUACAAAGCAAUGGCUCAUGAGGCUGCCGAAGAUGAUCUGGAAACUGAAAUAUAUGAAGAGCUCAGAAAUUACGGCAAAGAAUUUGAAAAUAUUGCUUUGGAGUUACUGGACUAUUGUUAUCGCCAAGAUGAUGACCAGACACAACAAUUGUUGACUUGUGAACUACAGAACUGGAGUGGGCAGACAUGUCUCAGCCUGGCAGUAGCAGCAAAUCAUCGAGCACUCCUAGCCCAUCCCUGUAGCCAAAUAAUCCUUGCUGACCUGUGGAUGGGUGGGUUACGUACACGGAAAAAUACAAAUUUAAAGGUCAUACUUGGACUAAUAUGUCCAUUUUAUAUCGUCACGCAACUUGAAUUCAAAUCCAAAGAAGAAUUGCUCCUCAUGCCUCAAACUGAGGAAGAGCAUAUGGUUGGUCUAGAAGAAGAAACUGAAAGUGUAGAAGGGCAUACAAAUGGAGGACAUAGAAACACAGAGCCUGAUGCAGAGAAGAAGCCAAGAAAGUUUAGCAUCAGGAGCAAGUCUUCCAGUCAGCAGGGUAUCAAGGCUUUAAUAGCUCAUGACAGUGUAGCAAUGAGAGACACAGUUGUCCAAGAAAAUGGAAAAGUACUUGCUGAAGGAGAUGAUUCAAGCCAGAUUUUUCACAUGCCCUUAGAUUUCUAUGAAAUUAAAAAUAACAGACCACUUAGAAUGCAGAAAAAGCUUUAUGAAUUCUACACAGCUCCAAUAACAAAAUUCUGGGCACAUUCGAUUGGUUACAUGGUGUUCCUUGUAAUUUUUACAUAUGUGGUCUUAAUAAGAACAGAGCCUAAUCUCAGCUGGCAGGAAAUAUAUGUUGUGGCAUAUAUCUGUACACUAGCAUGUGAAAAAAUUAGAGAAAUCAUAUCUUCAGAACCAGUAGCAAUUAGCCACAAAUUCUCUGUCUGGACAUGGAAUAUGUGGAAUCCAUGUGAUGCUGCUGCAAUCAUCUUUUUCCUAAUAGGACUAAGUCUUCGCCUACGCCCAUCAUCAAUGAAAGUUGGGCGUAUUAUAUUUUGUGUGGAUAUUAUCUAUUGGUACUUACGAAUACUCAACAUCCUUGGUGUGAACAAAUACCUUGGUCCAUUGGUUACCAUGAUGGGAAAAAUGGUGAAGAACAUGAUUUAUUUUGUUGUGUUAUUGCUUGUGGUGUUGAUGAGUUUUGGAGUCUGUCGGCAGUCAAUACUGUUUCCUGAUAAUGAUUUCAGCUGGUCACUUGUGAAACAUAUUUUUUUUCAGCCAUAUUUUAUGCUUUAUGGAGAGGUAUUUGCAAAUGAUAUUGACCCUGCAUGUGGAGAUGAACCUGGUAUGCCAAACUGUCCAAUGGGUAGAUGGAUUACACCAGCUGUGAUGUCAACAUACCUCUUAGUUGCCAACAUCCUGCUAAUUAACUUGUUAAUAGCUGUGUUCAAUAAUAUUUUCAAUGAAGUAAAUGCAGUUUCACAUCAGGUAUGGAUGUUCCAAAGAUUUACAGUUGUAAUGGAAUAUGAGCAGAAACCUGUUCUGCCACCUCCAUUAAUCAUCCUAUGCCAUAUUGCCUUGUUACUGAAGUACUGCAGGCAAAAAGUGAAGGGAGUGAGUAAAUUAUAUGAUAAUGCUCUGAAGUUAUUCUUGGAUGUUGAUGACAUGGAACGUCUGUAUGACUUUGAAGAAGAAUGUGUAGAAGGUUAUUUCCGUGAACAAGAAACAAAAUUGCAAAUGUCAAGUGAUGAAAGGAUUAAGAAUACUGCAGAACGUGUUGAAAACAUGUAUCAAAAAAUUGAAGACAUUAAUCAGAAAGUUAACAGUCAGACUUCAUCUUCUCAAGCUGUGGAGUUUAGAAUUAGAAAGCUGGAGGAUUUAGCAGAUCAGACACUAUCCCACCUUGCCGUCAUCCACAGAUUCAUGGCAACCCAUGUCAGAGAACCUUUAGCAGAAUUUGCAGAUGUCAGGCUUCGAACAACCACAGAUGAACACAAAACACAGUCAGAUUUAAGUGACCAUACGGACAGACAUUUAAGUGUUCCACUUCUUGGCAGAGAAAGAAGAAGACCUGUCAGAUCACUGACAGAAGUUAGGCCAGAUCCAUUUAUGUUUGGUGAGGGCCUACACUUGCGGUAUGAUGACAAGUCCAAAUCCCCAGAACCCUCAACAUCAAAGCCACUUGAUUUCUUUGAGGAGCAGGAGGAGGAGGAAGCAGAAGAAGAAAAGGAAAGAACACAAUCAUUUGAUAAGGUCAGCAUACAUUCCAAUAGCAAAACCAGAUUUUUUGCCCAUAUUUCAAAGCAUGAAAGUGUGUCUGGAAACUCACUUGCUGAACCUGUAGGCAGUCUCAAAGGAAGUAAAACAGAUUUAGGUGUGGAUGAAGAAAAUUUGGAGUCAGCUACUGCAACAGCAGCAAUACUUCCACCAGCACCACCUUCAAUGGCAACUUCAGAGCCAGCUGAACAAGAUUUGGCACGGAAUGAGUUUAUAAGAAGUUCAUCAUUUGAUCAGCGAACAGAUAAGAAAGACCUCAGUGGGUUCAGAAGACAGAGUUCUGAUGGGUCAGAAAGAGGUAGCAGUUCCCACCGACCACCACUGAUGCCAAGGAGACAGCUGAGCAAAACACAUUCAGAACCAGAAAAUGCCACAGGACUAGAUUCUCUGGAUGGAAUAGAUUUUCCUCGUGUUACUGUGGAGCGCAGUGUCACCUGGGCUGAACCAAGGAUCACUGUAAUCCCUCCAUCUGGAAAUCCUAGAUCAAUGUUGCUGGCUAUGCACACAGAGUACACAAGUAUCACAGAUGAACUGGAAACAGUGUGUGGCCUUCUAAGCCCUCCUCGUACACCUCGCCUUCUUUCACCACCUCGUCCUGGUGAUCAAGCAGUUCCUCACAGAACAAGGCACACAUCAGAGAUGUCAAAUCCUGAGAUGGCUCUUUAUUUGGAGAAAGAACAUUUGCGAGAUGCAGAAGAGAGUGACUACCAGCUGAUGGAAGGGUUAAUUCAACAUCGUAUUCAUAACGAAGAGGAUUCUGUUGAUAGUGCUUUCUAUUUAACAGUAACAAAUGAAGUUCCCGAAUAUCGAAGCCCAAAUCAACCAUCAAGGCCACUACGCCGGAGCAGUGCAAUUGAUGUGAGAGACCUACCCACUCCCACAACUCAGGGUCCCAAUAUGUUUGGUGGUGACACAGAAAUGCAACAGCUGCAGGAAGCAGAUGGUGGAAGCAAAAGUGGAAGCAAAAACAGUUUAGUGCCAACAUCAGAAACAAUGUGUUGAUGCUGUGAAGUCUUAGCUGAUAUGAUUGUUUAAAUUGUGCACUGUGUGUGUGUGUGUGUGUGUGUGUGUGUGUGUGUCAAUAUGUCAGAAAUCUGCCAUUGUGUAAGGAAAAAAAGUGUAAUCAGGAAGUCAUAUCACAAAUUUGCAACAUAAAUAUUUUCAGUUUUCAUGUCAUACGUUUGCUAGCGUAGCACAUAAAUGAGUGACAAAAGUCCUGGAGAUUAGUGCUCAUAAAUUGGAUACAAUUUAAAUAAUGAAUAUAUGCCAGGGCCUAAAUGUUAUUUACAUGUAUCCAUUUUUAGAAGUAUUUCAUUAUUUUCAUCCAAUAAAAUUGUGAAGAAGGAAAGCAGAUGCAAACCAUAUGCUAUUACUUACUGGCAUGACAAUUUAAGCAACUGUAGUAGAUGAAAAGCUGAAUUAUUGAUAUCACUAGAAAUGAUGAACCACAGGUGAAAGUGCAACUGCUUCAUGUGAUUGUGUAGAUUCUUCAGUAGUCUGUGACUAAUGGAUUUUUAUUGAUAUGAACAAAAUUGCCACUGUUAUCUGGAUGUGACCAGUCAAUAAUAUGUAUGAUUUGUUGGAAACAUACUGAUCCCUGUGUACAAAUUUUUAUACAAGGUGAUACUUGCUAUGUGGAGGUUUCAGGAUGGACAUUUCAAAUGACAUAUCUUUGGUACCAUUGUAAAAGUGUUAUUUUUUAUGGUAUGAAGUACAUCGGCACUGUCAUUUUCCAUGUAAAACUCAUAGUUGUAUGGCAUGGCGCAUAUGAAACUAAGACUCUAUUAACUAUUCAUCUUAUUAGUGGAGACAGUAUAGUUUCGAUAACUUGUUCUUAUAUCACAAGAGGCAUCACUGCACAGCUGUUUUUUCUUUCUUUUUUUAAAAAAGCAUUUAAAACAAAGUGUGUGUGUGUG